AUGAGGUCGAUACAACUAUUGGCUGCAGCUCUCCCCGUGACAUGGGCAUUCUCAUUCAAUGCCUGGGACCUGGGAUUCCAUGGCAUGUAUCCGACACAGCAUUUCAGAUCAGUCAACUUCCAACCGCCAGCCCCAAAAGUAACGAAAAGUGAUCCACGAUGCGACAAAGGAAACUUAUUCAUAACGCCAAGAGGGCCCUUAGUGACUGGGGCAGCAAGAGGUCCAGUGAUACUAGAUUCAAAUGGGGAGAUGAUCUGGAUGGACAACACAAAAUGGGAACAAGCCAUGAACUUUAACGUACAGAAAUACAAAGGAGAGGAUUACUUGACAUUUUGGACCAAAACUAAGAAGAAGGUUAAGAAGAAUGGUAAAGUCAAGAAAUCGAAGAAAUCUUUUGUGAUGCUCAACUCGGCGUACGAAGUCGCCUACAAAAUAACGCCACAUGGUCACGGCCUCAAAGGGGACUCUCAUGAGUUUCGAAUCACACCUGAAGGUACUGCGCUCAUAGCUAUCUACAAGAAGCAUGAAGCGGAUUGUACUGAGCUCGGUCUCGGUAAGAAGUGCUGGAUCCAAGAUGGAUGGUUCCAAGAAAUCGACAUCGAGACCAACGAGUUACUCUUCGAGUGGCGAGCCACAGACCACAUCAGCAUGAAAGAUGUGUACAGCAGUCCUUCCAUGAAAGACGGGCAUGGGAAGAACAAAGCCGAUGCAUUCGACUUUUUCCACAUCAACAGUAUCGACAAGACCGAGUCUGGAGACUACAUUGUCUCAGCGCGGUACAUGCUCGCCGUGAUAUGCGUGAGUGGCAAAACAGGAGAAGUUCUCUGGCAGCUCGGCGGCAAGAACAACAACUUCAAGGAUCUCGACCAUGCACUUAAUUUUGCAUGGCAACAUCAUGUCACAUGGCAAGGCAACAACACGCUCUCCUUGUUUGACAAUCAUGCCAACACCGUUCUUCAUGCACCAUCCAAACACAGCAAAGGCAUGAUCAUCCACCUCGACAUGGAAAAGAUGACUGCCACACUCGUACACAAAUACGUACACCCAGACAAAAUUCUCAACGUCUCUCAAGGCUCCGUUCAAAUCAUCCCGGAAAGUGGUAAUGUGCUCGUCGGUUUCGGCAACUCGCCUACAUACGUCGAGUACGGAUUCGACGGAGAAGUCCUCUGUGCCGCGCACUUUGCGCCACAUCUUUUAUUCGAGCUCGUCGAUUUCGGCUUCGUGAAAUCGUAUCGAGUGUUCAAGCAUCCUUGGGUGGGAAAGCCAAACACAGUACCGGAUGUGGUGGUUGAGGAUGGGAAGGCGUAUGUGAGCUGGAACGGAGCGACAGAAGUUGCGGGCUGGAGAUUACAAACUGCAGCAGAGAUGGAAGCAGAGGACGAGGAUGAGUUCGUGACCAUCAGGGAAGUGAAGCGUGAAGGCUUUGAGACCGAGAUCAAGCUUGAUAAGAAGCAUAAGUAUGUGAGAGUUGUCGCGCUCGGCGCGAACGAUGCCGUCUUGGCUUCUUCGGUCGUCGUGAAAGCGCCAACGAAAUCAUCACUCUCCUUCUGGUCCAUCGUAACCAUAAUGGUCCUCUCCGCCAUUCUCUCCGGCACAACAGCAGCAUUCCUAGUCCACCGGCGCCGCCUGCCCGCGUCCCUCACGCUCACACGUCUGCGCAUCCACUUCCCGCGCAAGCUUUCCCACCUCCAUAUCAUGAGUCGUGCGAAGAGCGGCUAUCGCGAUGUGCCUACAACAGACGAGGAUUAUGACACAGAGGCAGCACCGCUGUUGUUAGAUGAGAGGUCGCCGAGUCCGUCGUAG
Molecule: messenger RNA, 1803 nt
Organism: Cadophora gregata
Lineage: Eukaryota; Fungi; Ascomycota; Leotiomycetes; Helotiales; Ploettnerulaceae
Exons: 3
Coding region: 1-1803 (600 amino acids)
Source: RefSeq, a predicted model, not a curated record